AUGCCUCGCGAACUUGCUCGUCUCGCCACUCCAGCCCCAGCUCCAUCCGCAUCCCGAUCGCCAUCCCGGUCUCCCUCUCAAACAUUCUCCAGGUUCAACUUGCUCCCCCUCGAGCUUCGGUUUAAGGUCUGGGACUACUCUAUCAACUCCAUCGAUCCAGAUGUUAUAUCCGCGUGGUGGGACCCUACACACCGGGUCUUCCGAUCAAGACGCAAACCACCAGCAGUCCUACAUUGCUGCCAGGAAUCCCGGAGAGAAGGUCUCAAGACUUAUUUCUUGAGCUUUGCAAAAGAUCGUGAAUUUGGACGCAUCUACUUUUGCUAUAACAAAGAUGUUGUACAUUUCCGCUGGGAAACUCUAGGCGCGUCGCCAGGACGUCUCAGCAGGAAGAUAGGCGAUACAGAUUAUUCGAAUCUUCAACAUUUGAUGAUUGCUGAGCCUAGCCUACUUGCUCAUGCAGACGAAGACCUGAGGGAACUGGAGCGCUUCACGAGCUUGCAAUUAAUUGUGGUCAUGUGCGAUCUUAGAAUCGUCGAGGAGGGUUUUAUCUAUGGACGGGAAGACUUGCUGGACGUGUUCGAUUGGUUGGACGAGGAGAUGGAAGACCAAAAGGAAACGGCAGAUCAGACAUGGCCAACUUUGGUGUGUCAAAAUCCACGUAGAGAUAAAUCAGCUAUCGAUGUUCCGUGUAGCAAACACUGGUGGUUUGGCGUGUGGAAUGACAGGGUCAAGGAUAAGCAAAUGGCAAAAUGGCCUGACAUACUGGCAGAGUGCCUACAAAUAACAAGGACCGACAACACGGUUGACGCGGGUGUCUUGUUGACCCUUCUUUUGUCACAAUUUGCUGAAGAUUAUAUCCAUUAUGGUGAUCUUUAG
Messenger RNA from Venustampulla echinocandica, 876 nucleotides. RefSeq lists its product as uncharacterized. Bases 1 to 876 code for a protein of 291 amino acids. The transcript has 2 exons. The record is from RefSeq and is a predicted model, not a curated record. Lineage: Eukaryota; Fungi; Ascomycota; Leotiomycetes; Helotiales; Pleuroascaceae.